Messenger RNA from Wyeomyia smithii (pitcher-plant mosquito), 1080 nucleotides. It is a transcript of the gene Mlc1, whose product is annotated as myosin light chain alkali. NCBI's taxonomy places the organism in Eukaryota, Metazoa, Arthropoda, Insecta, Diptera, Culicidae. Bases 306 to 779 code for a protein of 157 amino acids. Gene Ontology annotation, molecular function: calcium ion binding. Gene Ontology annotation, cellular component: muscle myosin complex. The transcript is spliced from 5 exons. The record is from RefSeq and is a predicted model, not a curated record.
GUGCGCAAAAUGUUGGAUGUUGGUCAGGUCCCCGUGUACCGGUUCGCUGGGAUCUCUAAGUAGACAGUCCCGGUGUGUAAAAUUUGAAGAAAAUUGAAUGAAAUCGUACAACAGGAAACCAACUGCGCAUGUGUGCCAGCUCCGAGCAGCCGGUAAUGGUAGUGUGCGCUCUCAAGGUUCGCUGCUCUGAAAUUUACUUUGCAUUAGCCAAAUAUAUCUCGCACUGAUUUCACUACGUCGUGAUCCGUGAUUAAGAAUCGUCCUCAGUUGAGUCUACUGCGAUCCGCGAGAUACACAAGAUCACAAUGGCAGCCGAUCUGAAAGACGUUGAAAUUGAGAAGGCACAGUUUGUGUUCUCCGUCUACGAUUUCGAGGGCAAAAAUAGCAUUGAUGCCUUCGAAAUUGGAAAUGCCCUGCGCGCUCUCAACCUCAACCCAACUUUGGACCUGAUUGGCAAAAUGGGCGGAACCAAGAAGCGUGGCGAGAAGCAAAUCAAGUUUGAAGAAUUCCUGCCCAUCUACGCUCAGGUUAAGAAAGAAAAGGAGCAGGGAUGCUACGAGGAUUUCCUUGAGUGCUUGAAGCUGUACGACAAAAAUGAGGACGGCACCAUGCUGCUGGCUGAAUUGAACCACAGCUUACUUGCUCUGGGAGAAAAGCUGACCGAAGAUGAACUUGACGCAGUCUUCAAGGAUUGCAUGGACCCCGAGGACGAUGACGGCAACAUCCCAUAUGCCCCAUUUCUUCAGAGAUUGUGUGACUAUACACCACCAGCAUAUUAGAUCCAGUUCUGCGGUUGAUCCCAACCGUAGAAAAUGUAUGAUGGUUAUAUUAACAAUAAUUGAAUGAAAGAACCACCUACGUCCAGAGAAAUAACAAUUUGCAUAGAGCAAAACAUCGAAUAAAUACAAAAAUAAUUUGAACGGCGCCUCAUCAACACCACCAACACAAGCGCGUUAACACGAAAACUGAUAAUUUAUAAUGACAUCUAGUAUGGGAGCGGUUAUUAUUAAUUUCUUUUUUUUAAGUUUAAUAUAAAAAUAUAUGUGUAUAAAGAGAUUACCAAAUCCUUUCGCAUUAUUA